AUGGAUAAUUAAGACUCAAUAUCAUCAAGUGUUUUAUUUUAAGAAGCAAUUGAUUUUUUAGUUAAAAUAUUUGAGAUCUUUAGAUUUCCAUAAAUAAAAAUUUGUUUUAAUGGAGGAAAGGAUGCAACAGUUGUUUUGUAUUUAGCGAAAAUGGCUUUAGAGAAAUUAUAAAUUUCUACUUAAAUUGAAUGUAUAUACUUUAAAGAAAAGGAACCAUUUCCUGAAAUUAUAGAGUUUAUGGAAUUAUAAUAGAAAGCUUUAAACUUAAAUAUAUUAGAAUGCAAAGAAUGUGUUAAAUAGAGUUUAAAAUAAUAGGUGUAAUUACAAGCUGUAAUAAUGGGGACUAGAAGAAGUGAUCCUCAUGGAAAAAAUCUUAAUUUAAUAUCGAUUACAGAUAAUAAUUAUCCUAGUCUUUUACGUAUUAAUCCAAUUUUAGAAUGGAAUUAUUCUUAAAUUUGGGAAUUUAUAAGGACAUUUAAUAUACCAUAUUGUUCUUUAUAUGAUUAAGGAUAUAUGUGUUUAGGUGAAAUUGGUAAAACAUAACCAAAUAAAAAUUAUAAAAAUGGUAUGAAACCUUGGGAAUUUGAUCCUGAACAUGAAAGAUAAGACAGAAAAUGA
Molecule: messenger RNA, 618 nt
Organism: Paramecium sonneborni
Lineage: Eukaryota; Ciliophora; Oligohymenophorea; Peniculida; Parameciidae
Source: the annotation of a GenBank genome assembly